Sarcophilus harrisii (Tasmanian devil) is the source of this 2044-nucleotide messenger RNA. It is a transcript of the gene TMPRSS11D, whose product is annotated as transmembrane serine protease 11D. The transcript has 10 exons. The coding region runs from base 1 to 1296 and encodes 431 amino acids. The record is from RefSeq and is a predicted model, not a curated record. Lineage: Eukaryota; Metazoa; Chordata; Mammalia; Dasyuromorphia; Dasyuridae. Gene Ontology annotation, molecular function: serine-type endopeptidase activity. Gene Ontology annotation, biological process: proteolysis.
AUGAAGGUGAAGUUAGCCCAGCUAGAUGAUUAUGGGACAAAAAGACCAGGACGGGUGGGGUCAGCCACCAGAUCCCUGAAUCCAUGUGUAGUUUGCUUUUUUGUGGUAGCUGGAGUGGUGAUCCUGGCAGUGACCAUCGGUCUCCUGGUCUACUUUUUAUCAUUUGAUCGGAAACCAUACCUUUACCAAAGUAAUCUUCAAAUCACAAAUGUAGAAUACACAAAGCAUUUGGAUUCACCAGCUUCGCAAGAAUAUAGAGCUUUAAGUAAAAACAUUGAAAAUUUGAUGAAUAGUACCUUCAAAGCAUCAAAUUUAGGAAGACAAUUCAUCAGAGCUCAUGUUGUAAGCAUUCGGCCGGGUGACCCUGGUGUGAUUGCAGCUGUUCUCCUGAAGUUUCAAUUCACAAGAAGGAUCAGGGGAUCAUCAAUGAAAAGCAGGAUCGAUCAGAUUUUAAGGCAGCUACAGAAUAAUGCUGGGACUAUGACAAUCGAUAUUUUGCCUGCGGAUGUUCAACCUAUUCCUCCUGAGGUUGCACAAGAAAUUUUCAUCAACGAAUGUGGGUCUCGCCCUGACCUUAUGUCAUUGUCCUAUGAAAGAAUCAUAGAAGGAACACAAGCCAAAGCGGGAGACUGGCCGUGGCAAGCAAGCCUUCAGCUCAACAAUAUUCACCACUGUGGAGCUAUCCUCAUUAGCAACACCUGGCUCCUGACUGCUGCUCACUGCUUUCGAAAUGUCCGUGACCCACGCCGAUGGAGUAUUAGCUUUGGAUAUUCCCUAAGUUCACCAGAAAAAAGAGCAAAUGUGAAGAGGAUUAUAAUACAUCCUAAUUAUAUAUCAGCAACUCAUGAAAAUGACAUUGCAUUAGUGGAGCUGAGUAAUAGCGUCACCUUUACCAAGAGCAUCCAUCGAAUCUGUCUCCCAGAGGCCAAUCAGAAUAUCCCUGUGGGGAGCAGUGUUUACGUGAUAGGAUGGGGAUCCCAUAGACUUGGUGGUUCAAGUGUAAAUAUUCUUGAGCAAGGUGGAGUUGAAAUCAUAAGCAAUAAUGACUGUAAUUCAUUAGAACAAUAUAAUGGACUGGUGAGACCCGGUAUGAUAUGUGCUGGAAAACCUGGAGGUGGCAUUGAUGCUUGUCAGGGAGAUUCUGGUGGACCAUUAGCGAUGGCUGACUCAAGACAGAUCUGGUCAGUUUGGGGAAUAGUGAGUUGGGGAUAUGAAUGUGGCCUGCCCAACAAACCUGGAAUCUAUACUUAUGUGCCCUUCUAUCGUGACUGGAUAACUCAACAGACUGGAAUCUAGUACAAUAACCUGCUUUCUCCUGUAAAUGUUGUAUGCAAGGUGUGUCUGUCUGAAAUGUCAAAGCCUUUUCCACUCAUUUUUGGUCAUUAUCUUAACAUGGUGCUUUUAUGAAUUCAUCAAAGAUUUUUACAAAAUAUCUCUUCAUUAAAAUACUCCUUUUAGGGGAUGGAUUUUUUUUAACCCAAAAGGUCUUUCUAAUGUUGCUUUUGUAGGACUUUCUGUUUUCUAAAUUGAUCAGAUUGUAUUGUCAUUUCUACUUAGUCUUUUCAUUUCUGUUUAUCCAAGAAGACUGCAGUUCUUUCUUUAUAGGGAAAGCUCUGCAGUGUUGUGAAAACCGUACUGGCAGACCUUAGUUUAAAUCCAAGGUCUCCACCUGCUGCCUGUGUGACCUUGAGCAUGUCAGCUAAUCACUUGGAAGUUUGGCAGUUUGUAAAUGAGAAGAUACCAGGUGUAAAUCUCAGGUCCUAUAACUGCAACUUUAUGAGUUUUCUGUUGCCCAAAUAUAAAGUCUUUCUAAGCAUUAUUCAGAUUAACCUUCAUAUCAUUCUUUCAUUUCCUACUAACAGAACAUAGUAGUAAAUAGAAAUUUGUUUCUGGAAUUUACCAAAUGUUACUUAAAAGUACUAAUCCAGGGGUAAUUGAAUGUACUUAUUUUUACAAUAUUUUAUAUCAUAAUAACCAAAAGAGUGUGUUUUAGUAACUAGAAAAGAAAUUUGAUGUUUAUUUUGGCACAAUCAUGUAUUUUUCC